Messenger RNA from Pieris rapae (cabbage white), 1462 nucleotides. RefSeq lists its product as uncharacterized. Gene Ontology annotation, biological process: phospholipid metabolic process; arachidonate secretion. The transcript is spliced from 5 exons. The record is from RefSeq and is a predicted model, not a curated record. The coding region runs from base 75 to 1049 and encodes 324 amino acids. Lineage: Eukaryota; Metazoa; Arthropoda; Insecta; Lepidoptera; Pieridae.
ACACGAAGAAAGUCGCGGUCGGCGGUCAGUCGGCAUUAGGGCUCCGGAGUAGACGCACGCGUCAUGGUCUAAGCAUGUCGUUCCGUAGGCUUCUCACCGCGAUGCGAUCGGCCAGAGACGCUUUGAACCGCGGCGCGCCUAUGGAUGGGCUUCUGAAGUCGUUGCUAUCAGUGAUUGUGAUAUGUUGUAUUGCUGUUUCAUCACCGCAAACUGCUUCAGCGAAGCCCUUCACUUUCAGCUUACCAGCGAGCUGGUCAUUAGCAGGACUGGUUGGUACAGUAGGUGCCCGAUCAGACGGCAUAGAUCGUAAGGAAGCUGGUGUGAAGCCAUACUCCGGCCGUCGCGUGAGCAAUGACACUCUUCGUAUGAUUUACUUCCACGAUCAGACUGUGGCUGUGGUUGAGCUGGGGGAGGAGAAGCUUCUGCUUAACUGCGAGCUUAUCGAGACUUACGAUGAAGAAGAUACGAGCCGACUGCUUCGUCAGCUGAGCAGAAUCAACCGUCCUCUCGGCAUCACCUUCCGCCAGAUGACCAAGCUGAUGGGCCAGUGUCAGCAGGUAACUUCACGGCUCUACGAUCAGAUUGAGGGCGUGGAAGCUGGUGAUAAUAGCAGAGAGUCGAUCUGGAUGGAAGAGAACGACGCGCAGGCUCGCCUACGAGCUGGUGGCGCCCACGCCGGCUUGUUGGGCGGAAGUCCACUUUCUCUACUACAGGGAAUCAUACCAGGUACAAAGUGGUGCGGGACGGGCGACAUAGCGACAGACUACCACGACCUGGGCGCAGACCGCGCCUUGGAUCGGUGUUGUCGCACUCACGACCUCUGCCCGACCAAGGUGCGCGCCUUCUCGAGACGAUAUAACGUCACCAACAACUCUCUGUAUAGCAAAUCUCACUGCAAAUGCGACGACAUGCUCUUCGAGUGCCUCAAGGCGACGAACACCUCCGCGUCGCACCUCAUGGGUCACAUCUACUUCAAUUUAGUCCAAGUUCCUUGUUUAGAAGACCGACCGAACGGCAUACGGUUUCGAGAGGCUCGACCCGGCUUCUAGCGACGUCGGCGGCCGACACCAAAGCUUAGUUCGAAUUGCGCCAUCUAGCGGUAACGUGCACAGAUUUAAUUUUACGCUGUAAAUUGCAUUUAAUGUAAUGUUCAUCGUGAAUUGUUGUAAAUAAUUUAGAACCUACUUAUCGUGUAAUUAUAUUUUAUCGUAACUAAUUAUUUAGACGUUAAACCUGUGAUAUGUCUGUGCCUUGUGAAGUAUUUUGGGCGGAUAGAUGGCGCUUUAAAAUAAACUAAAUAAUUGUAAUUUUAGUCACUAUAGUACAUUAUAAGAAUUAUUUAUUUACUUCUGUUUAAAUUUUAUCAUCAUUCGUCCGAUUUAAACGACAUUCCGUAUAUUGUUUUAUUUAUUAGUGUUAUUGUUAUGGAAAAUAGAAAAAAUAAAGUUAAGGUGAACUAAAA